Messenger RNA from Suncus etruscus (white-toothed pygmy shrew), 3621 nucleotides. It is a transcript of the gene CDK17, whose product is annotated as cyclin dependent kinase 17. The transcript has 16 exons. Gene Ontology annotation, molecular function: protein kinase activity; ATP binding. The record is from RefSeq and is a predicted model, not a curated record. NCBI's taxonomy places the organism in Eukaryota, Metazoa, Chordata, Mammalia, Eulipotyphla, Soricidae. Gene Ontology annotation, biological process: protein phosphorylation. Bases 25 to 1566 code for a protein of 513 amino acids. Gene Ontology annotation, cellular component: cytoplasm; nucleus.
UCCAAGUCACAUUCAGUUGAUAGGAUGAAAAAAUUUAAGAGAAGAUUGUCCCUCACACUUAGAGGAAGUCAGACUAUUGAUGAAUCAUUGUCUGAAUUGGCUGAACAAAUGACUAUUGAAGAAAACAGCAGUAAAGAUAAUGAGCCUAUUGUGAAGAAUGGCAGGCCUCCAACCUCUCACAGUAUGCACUCCUUCCUCCACCAAUACACAGGGUCCUUCAAGAAGCCACCACUGCGGAGACCACAUAGCGUUAUUGGAGGGAGCCUCGGCUCCUUUAUGGCAAUGCCCAGAAAUGGAAGCAGAUUAGAUAUUGUUCACGAAAACCUCAAAAUGGGAUCAGAUGGUGAGAGUGACCAAGCUUCUGGGACAUCUUCUGAUGAAGUUCAGUCACCUACAGGUGUCUGUCUUAGAAAUCGCAUACACAGACGGAUCUCAAUGGAGGAUUUAAAUAAGAGGCUAUCACUGCCUGCAGAUAUCAGAAUACCUGAUGGGUAUCUUGAAAAGUUGCAGAUAAAUAGUCCACCAUUUGACCAGCCAAUGAGCCGAAGGUCUCGUCGAGCUUCCUUAUCAGAAAUUGGGUUUGGGAAAAUGGAAACAUACAUAAAGCUGGAAAAGCUUGGGGAGGGUACAUAUGCAACCGUAUAUAAAGGAAGGAGUAAAUUGACAGAGAACUUGGUGGCAUUAAAAGAGAUCCGGUUAGAACAUGAAGAAGGUGCACCUUGCACAGCUAUUAGAGAAGUUUCACUAUUAAAGGAUCUAAAACAUGCAAAUAUAGUGACUUUACAUGACAUUGUUCACACAGAUAAAUCUUUGACCUUGGUCUUUGAGUAUUUGGAUAAAGACCUAAAGCAGUACAUGGAUGACUGUGGAAAUAUCAUGAGCAUGCACAAUGUAAAGUUGUUUUUAUAUCAAAUUCUACGUGGUUUGGCUUAUUGCCAUAGAAGAAAGGUGUUACACCGAGACUUGAAACCACAGAACCUUCUCAUUAAUGAAAAAGGAGAAUUAAAGCUCGCAGAUUUUGGACUAGCUAGAGCCAAGUCAGUUCCCACAAAGACCUACUCAAAUGAAGUUGUCACAUUGUGGUACAGGCCACCUGAUGUCCUACUCGGCUCCUCAGAGUACUCCACCCAGAUUGACAUGUGGGGCGUUGGUUGUAUUUUCUUUGAAAUGGCUUCUGGAAGACCUCUGUUCCCAGGAUCAACAGUGGAAGAUGAACUGCAUUUAAUUUUCCGACUGCUAGGAACUCCAUCUCAGGAAACUUGGCCUGGUGUUUCUUCAAAUGAUGAGUUUAAGAACUACAGUUUUCCAAAAUAUAAACCACAGCCUCUAAUAAAUCACGCACCCAGGUUAGACUCUGAAGGGAUUGAGUUGAUAACAAGAUUUCUUCAGUAUGAAUCUAAGAAAAGACUGUCAGCAGAAGAGGCCAUGAAACACGUAUAUUUUCGAAGUCUGGGACCAAGAAUACAUGUGUUACCUGAAAGUGUAUCAAUAUUCAGUUUGAAAGAGAUUCAGUUGCAAAAGGACCCCGGUUUUCGAAAUUCUUCUUAUCCAGAGACAGCUCAGUAACUCUUCCGAGAGAAAUCUGACUCAGUCAAGUCAGGGAUCCUGAAAGCUGCAGAUGGCACAAAAACCGUUUACAAGUGGCCUGGCUUGAUCUCUGCAGACGCCAUCCCUGGCACCUGAGCAGAAGACACGUCUUGUGCUUCCCUAGUCUUCAGGUUCAACACUUCGAAGCAUAGAAGCUAUAGACUGACCCCAUCAACAAAAGGGUUAUUCUAAGACAGUGCUGAUCACCCUUACCAUGGAAUAUUAGCUUUUGCUGGUGGGAACAUUAGCUUCCUAGUCACCCAAUACUGUAUGUGGGAUAAAACUGAACCUUGAACUGCCUCAUAAGAUGACUUUAUAUUUUAGGACAUGGGAAGAACAGAAGACAGAGCAUGCUCUUUUAAGUCUGAUAACAUGAUUUCAAGCCCAGCCCCUCUCCCCCCAGCCUUUCUUAUCAAUCAAGGACUCAGAUCUGAAGGCAAUUAUUUCUUUUGGUGGACUUGGAAUCUUCAUUUGUCUACACUGUCCUUCUUCACAGUGGAGUCUUUUUAUUUCAGACCUACAGAUUGUUUUAUAUUCGUUGUCACAGUGUGACAAUUUUUUUGUACAGUUGGUUUUAAGGUCUUCUCUGCCAUUAGAGCCAGUAGGUUACAGCUAUUGAUGUAACUGUAGCUGCAAUUUUUGUGCAGGACUGAGAAACACAGUGCAUUAUUUAUUGCGGAAUCAUUGCUGCUAAAUAACUACUGUCUGUUUAUUUAACACAACAAUUGAAUGCCUGAAGAAGUUGCAGUGGCUUUAUUAUAUGUGAAUGCAUCUGUUUCUCCUCACCAAUUGUUAUACUGCUGCAUUUGUUUGUUUGUUUUUAAAAUUAAACUGCAGUGUUUCCUGGAAUGUAAAGUUAGCUUUGCUUUAACAGUACAAUAAGUGAGCCAUCUUGAACACUCUUAAGUUCAUGCUACAUCAUUUUUUAUUGAACAUUAGCAGGUAGAUAGCUAAGAAAUUAAUAAGCACAUUAUGUUUAUUAAAGCAUGUGAUGCAGAAGUUGAUUUCAAGCAAGUGAAUACCUGAUAGAUACCAAUAAAUUAAAGCACCAAAAUUAUUUAUUUUACCUUUCCUCAUUUUUAGAAAUAUUUACUGCAUAUUAUUGGAUAUUUGUAGACUAAUAUACUUACAUAUUUUAUGUUGUGCUUUAGUUAAAACUAAAUUAUACAAAUCCAGUCAAACAUGAACAGUCUUGUUUUUGUUUUAAAUACGCUUCUUUGAUUAGAAAGGAUGAUAUUUCAUGGAGAUAGUUUCUUUCUGUUGGGGGCCAUGUGUGUUUGUUUUAAUAACACUCACAUGGAACCAGCUAAAAGCUGUAAUGUAUCUUUGAUAUGAGCCAUGAUAAAUAUAGAUGAAAGAAAUGAGUUUUGGGGAUUUUUUUAAAGGAUUGUGUAGGAAUUAUCUGUUUACCAGAGAUAAUGAAUACUACAGUUUUAAUUAUGCACCUCUUUGAACAUCUUAAACAUGCCUUGGUGUUGGUAACAGUGUUUUAAGCAUUUGUGUUCACUUUAAAGGAUUGCUUAGUGCAUCUUACAUAUCGCAAAUUUCAAUUGAUAUAUUUUGAAAUGGUCAUGUAAUUUUUUGGUUUAUAUAUCAUGAAAAUAGUCAUAACUUAAAUUUUUUCCCUGACAUUCACUGUAAAACAUUCAGGGGUCCUACCAUUUCUAUUCAGGAAAUCUUGUAGUUUAUUGUUAUUUAACAGUAUUAAGUGAAUUUUUGUAUAUUUCAUUUUAACUUUAUUUGUGAAUAGUGACUGUGGCAUGUUUGGGUAUUAUUUUAAUAUUUCAUGAUACUGAAAUUUUAAUUUUUAUAAAAAAAUUCUGAAACAAGAUUCAUGUGUAAUGGUGAAUAUUGGACCACUACUGCUUUUCAAAUAUGUAAAUUGGUUUUAUGUUAAAUCUUAUAACCUAACUGCUGUUGUUUCUAACUGACAGACAUGUAUUAAUAUUGUACUUUGAGGGUUAUAAAUAUUAUGUGGAAAUUCCUCCAUUUUGUUUUGAAAUUUAUAAUAACAAAAUCUUCAUGUUGUUAAAA